AUGAUUCAUUUGUAUUGGUGUUUUGCUGUAUUCUGGAGUUUUAUUCAUGGAGCCACUAUUCCACCGGUAAAAGAUGGAGAAAUGGAACUCAAAAUGGUUCAUGUUGUCUGGAGACACGGAGACCGCUCGCCGACGACUACAUACAACGCAGACCCAUUUCAAGAGGACUCUUGGACAUUUGGAGGCGGUGGAUGGGGACAACUAUCACCAUCUGGAAUGUUCCAACAUUUACAACUUGGAAAAAAACUUCGUAAUAGAUAUGUGAACACUGGAAACUCGACAUAUAACUUUCUUCCGGCCGUAUACGAUCAGAAAACAAUGUAUAUUCGGUCGACUGGAAUAAAUAGAACCCUGAUUUCGGCUACGUCGAACAUGCUUGGAAUGUAUGGACAAGACGGAUAUGGGAGCACAGCUGGAAUUGAUUUCCCUGAUGCGGUUGGAUGGCCACGUGGAUUUGUUCCAAUCCCAAUUCACACUGUAGAUUAUGAUUCGGAUCAUAUAGGCAACAUGGACAGUGAUUGCCCUCGUCGGGAAUGGCUCUGGAAUUUGGCGCAGCAAUCCGAUGAAAUGAAAGCGUGGCGAAGUUCUAGUUCAGUGAGAUCUGUGUUCAAUAAUUUGACUGCAUUAGUUAAUCAGAAAUGGAGUCUCGAAGAUUUCUGGGUUGUUCCUGAUGCAUUGUUUAUUGAACAGAUUUAUUUCAACGAAACCCUUCGUCAGAAAAAUCUAUGGUUCACUGAUGAUUUUUACAACCAAAUUGUAGCUGUGAAUGAUCAAAUCUAUAUGUAUGAAUAUGGAAUAUUCAAUAAGACUGUGACGAUGCAAAACUUGAACAUUGGACUAGAACUUUUGAAAAUCAGAUCUGGUCCGUUGAUGAAUGAUAUGAUUGAUAGGAUCAAUAAAAAGAGUGCUUGCACUUACAAAAAGAACGAAACGGGAUGUAAUUGGAUCAAUGGAUUGAAAUAUUUUGUUUACUCGGCCCACGACGAAACUGUAUAUUCCGUACUAGUGGCUCUUGGUCUCGAAAGGUUCGCUAUCAUACCACAUGGUUAUCCGCUUUAUUCUGCUGCAGUUGUUGUGGAGUAUUGGAGAAAUUCGACGGAUAACAAUGAUUAUUUCAAAUUAGUGUACCAUAAGCAAUCUGGAGAUGAUUUCACAGUGAUGACAAAUGAAAUUGAAGAAUGUGACAGGGACUACUGUAGAAUGGAUGUACUGGAACAAGUCGCCAAAAAGCUGAAACCAGACCAACCGAUUGAUCAAUGGUGCCUCGUUACCGAAUCUUCUGGAUCUUACUCCAUCUCAAUCUCAUUUUUGAGCUUUUUAAUUGUCAUCUACAAUUUUUUCCUCUUGUAA
Molecule: messenger RNA, 1350 nt
Organism: Caenorhabditis briggsae
Lineage: Eukaryota; Metazoa; Nematoda; Chromadorea; Rhabditida; Rhabditidae
Exons: 7
Coding region: 1-1350 (449 amino acids)
Biological process (GO): dephosphorylation
Molecular function (GO): phosphatase activity
Source: RefSeq, a predicted model, not a curated record